AUGGAAAACCUAGACGAACUCUUCGCCCUCGACACCCUAGCUUUCCUCCUCGCCCUCAUCGCCUGGCCGCUGAAAUGGCUACUCGCCCCCUUCCUGGCCCUCCUCGCCAGCCUCCACAUCCCGCUCUUCGACACGCCAGCAGAGUUCUCGCCCUUCUUCUACGUCUCCACUCUGCUCGCAUCGUUCUUUUUCGGUCUGUGCAUCCGCCCACGCGGUUCUAGAUACUACCUUGUCUGGGCCACGGCUGUUGUUGUGGUGUGUGCUUGUGUGUUGAGUGCGCGCAUGGCGGACCAUGUUGAGGAGCAGUUGGAGGAAGUGGAGGAUCGGGGCUUGCGGUGGUGCUUUGAGGGAUGGAAGACGUAUGAGACGUGGCUGGCGUGGGUUGGUGAGGAACUUCGGGUCUGCAGAGAGGAGACAGAGUAUGAAGAGUUGGCAAAGUCUGUUGGUGUAGAUCUUGCAGACAUUUGUGAUGUGGAGAACAAGUGUAGGAAUACGGGCGCUGGGUUGCUGAUUGGAGGAAUGUGA
Molecule: messenger RNA, 525 nt
Organism: Ascochyta rabiei
Lineage: Eukaryota; Fungi; Ascomycota; Dothideomycetes; Pleosporales; Didymellaceae
Exons: 1
Coding region: 1-525 (174 amino acids)
Source: RefSeq, a predicted model, not a curated record